CCUCCCGAAAGCCCCGAGGCCCUUUAAACCCUCUGUUGGUUCGACGCGAGUGAAAGAGAGAGAGAGGGAGUGAGAGAGUGAGAGAGAGUCAGCUUGCUUUGAAAGGACCCUCGAGGGUCGAAGGAACAGGCCGCCAUUUUCAUAAUUCGGGGGCCAUAUCCCCCCGUUUAUAAAAGAAGGUUAUGACAUCGCUGGCCCAGCAGUCGUAUUCCGGCAGCUUCGCGAGAGGGUCACCGGAAUUCGAGGGGGAGUUGUAUUCGUCUGUGCACCACUACCCCAGGGGUGAGAUGCCCCCCCGGCCCUGCCGCUACGACGAGGCCUCCCCGCGGGACAGCCCCGAUGACCAUCGGCACAGCGGCGGGGAGGACAGACCCACCUGUGACUACGCCGUGUCGCAUGGCAUGGCAGCAUCGGCUCUGCACCAGUACUCCUGCAUUUCAGGGGUCCACGGCGGCGGCGGCGGCGGCGGAGAAUACUGCGGCGGCGAGUACGGCGGGCCCUUCCCGCCGGGCAGCCCGUACAAGGUGCAGCGUGCGGCGGCCAACAUCCGGGAACGCAAGCGCAUGCUCAGCAUCAACAGCGCCUUCGACGAGUUGCGCUGCCAUGUGCCCACUUUCCCCUUCGAGAAGCGGCUGUCCAAGAUCGACACGCUGCGCCUGGCCAUCGCCUACAUCGCCCUGCUGAGGGAGAUCCUCGCCUCCGAGUACGACCCGCUCACGCACAUCGAAAAGUGCCUGCGCGGGGAGCUCAAGGGCGAGCACGCAGGGAUGUGGAACACCAGCGAUUUGACUGCUCGAUUAUCCUGGAUCAACUGGGAAAAUUUAGGAGUCAAUCCCAACCGCAGGAGUGUCCUCACCACUUUGUCUCUAACAACGGAUACCCUGGCAGCAUGUCAUAACGGAACUUAAAGGUCCUUUUUCAAAGAUUGCAUUUCCACCUCGCUGAACUUGCUUGCAAAUGCUUCGAAUGGCAGCAGAGCUAAAACAUGAUUUCUAGUCACCGAAUUUUUUGAUUUGUAACAAACACUAGUUUGUUGAAAAACGGAACAUGGUUUAAAGAGAGGUAUACACAGAAGUGCACGGAUAAUAGAGUCUAAAUGUUACAGAAUUUUUGCAAUGGUAUAUUCCACCGCAACCAAUGCAAGUCACAUUAAAAAAAAAAAAAAAAAGAUGGUGCAAUUGCAUUUUAACAAGUUAUAAUUGGCUGCCUUUUCAUAGUUUGUUCGUAAUGAAGAAUUUUCUACAUGUUUAUGAGACACUAUUACACCUUAAGACAUCGUUUCUUAACCUGUGAAAGAUGCAAUCGCUUGAAUAUUUAAAAAAAAAAGAAAGAAAGAAAAAGAAUGGGUGGAGGGAGUAGAAAUGGGAAGAAUGGGACAGUUGCAUUUAUAUGUCGAAAUCAAAUGUGAAAAGCCGUUUAUAGUUUGUUCAGUAGAUGUAGUAACAAGAGUCUAAAGCUGCUACAUCUAUUGAAUAGGCUAGGGGUGACACUUUUUUCACACCAGAGUCCACCGUACCAACCAUUGUUUGUGGCUUAAUCAGUUUAAAGGGACCCUGAAGACAGCUCUGAUUUUUUGAACCAGACCAGAAACCGAACAAUCCAUGGUCCAGCACCCUCAGAGGUAUCGUUUCACUGGGAGAGCCAGGGGUGAUAGUGGACUGAAGUAAAAUUUCCUGAAAGCAGCGUGAAAGUUUCAGAAACUAUGAGGAAGCUCAACCCCUCUACCCGCCCCGUAAAAACUCUCUAA
This is a messenger RNA of Uloborus diversus, 1747 nucleotides long. RefSeq names its product musculin-like. The transcript has 3 exons. The record is from RefSeq and is a predicted model, not a curated record. Lineage: Eukaryota; Metazoa; Arthropoda; Arachnida; Araneae; Uloboridae. Bases 183 to 908 code for a protein of 241 amino acids. Gene Ontology annotation, biological process: developmental process; regulation of transcription by RNA polymerase II. Gene Ontology annotation, molecular function: DNA-binding transcription factor activity, RNA polymerase II-specific; RNA polymerase II transcription regulatory region sequence-specific DNA binding; protein dimerization activity.